This is a messenger RNA of Vicia faba (fava bean), 276 nucleotides long. Lineage: Eukaryota; Viridiplantae; Streptophyta; Magnoliopsida; Fabales; Fabaceae. The record is from the annotation of a GenBank genome assembly.
AUGUCUUGUAGAUGUAUUACUCUCUGCUUUGGCCACAGUAUUGAUAGCUUGGAGGAAGAUCUUUCAACAAUUCAGCCGCAUAACUUUACAAAAUUUCUUCCUCCCUUUUCUGUUAAUCUGAAGGUGUUAUUUAUAGAGGUUGAAAUUGAAAAUCUGAGGGGGGAAUAUGAAAUUGGAGAGGGAAGAUUUGAGUUUGUGAGAGACAAAUUUAAUUUUAAGAAAAUUGAAGUUUGGAGUUUAGAGGAAAUUCUAGAUGUUAUCCGUGUGAAUUGGUAA